Molecule: messenger RNA, 1392 nt
Organism: Aspergillus candidus
Lineage: Eukaryota; Fungi; Ascomycota; Eurotiomycetes; Eurotiales; Aspergillaceae
Exons: 4
Coding region: 1-1392 (463 amino acids)
Source: RefSeq, a predicted model, not a curated record
AUGGUUGUGGCCAGUAGUGCGUCGACUGCCUCGUCCUCGGCUUUACGCGAAGUUGGAUGCGACGUGUACGGUUUGAUACGAUCCUCGAUGCUUGCGAAGCUUGAGAACGAUCGCAAAUUUCCCUGCGAACUGCAGCUCUACCAGGCAUUCCUUCUACACCUGGAACUGGAGCUUUGGCACGACGAAGACGAGCCUUUCUGUCGCGCUGGGCGAUUGGCCAAUAUCAUACCAAGGUUUCUACUGCGACAAGCCAGGGAAACGCGGUCGGAUGCGACAAAAGUACCCGACUGGGGGGACAGCCCCGCCGACCUGGACAGAAAAUGGCUGGCCACCCGAUUUUGUGUCUACGAUAACCAACUCUCCAUGACCCUUGGUAUUAAAACCUCUACUUCGUUUUCAGCAUACCGGUGGCCGUCUCCACAGCCGAAGUCCCUGUGGCUGGCGCAAUCCGCUGUUGAAUGGCGUCGCGUUUAUCCCUCGCAUAGUCAUGAGUACACGCCGCGAGUCACGGACCUUCUGUCCUCACUUCCUGGGAUUACCAUCGCUAAGGGCUUCGUAGACCGGGAUCUCACUGUUAAGCUCGUGUUCCACCUACUUGGGGGGCUGAUAAUUGACCACAAAUCGUCCUCGCAAAUAUUCGCUCGCGGUAGUAUCGAGACAGGGCCCAGUAGUGUCCAGGAGAGAGAGAGGGAGCUGAAAUCCGCGAUCAGAAAUUUUGACCACGCAUUCCGCAACGACAUCUGCGCCUCUAACAUUGGCUCGUUCAUUGUGUCUUAUUUGACCAUGACGCUGAGUGUGUCUAUCGAGGACAUCGAAAUUCUUUUUGGUAGGGCGGGUUACGAGGAAUCUAAGGAGAUAUCCCAACUCAUGGAAAAUUGGGUAAAGACAGCUGGUGCCCGAGAAGCGAUAUGGAAUGCUGGACAGAUGCUACGAUUAAUCAAAUACUUGGGCCGCCUAACUAGCUUCCAGGUCGUCAUGGCAUAUCACGCUGGCUUGGUCCUGUUUGCAUACUCGGUCUUGACCCGUGGCCAGGGGCAAAUCCCCAGCGAAUAUGGCUUACCAAAUGCUGUACUCAAUGGAGGCGAGGAUGGUGGUGUCGACGCAUUCAUCCAGCAUGGACUCGCCGACCCAACGUUGCAAGGGGACUUCCGAGGAACCCAGCGAAUGUCUAUUCCCCUUCGUGAUACGGAAAACCUGAUAGAUAUUGUGUGCGAGAUCAUUCUCAACCGCACGUGCACUUGCGAGGAUAUCUCGCCACAAUUGGUAAAUGGCUUAGUCAAACUGCUGAAGGCAAAGAUGUCAUCAAGUCGACUACCACCUGCCGGGUCGCUAUUGUUGUAUGACGUUGAUGCCGAGCUUGGGAUGGUCCAUCAGUGGACUGGGGUGGUCUAA